AUGAUGCAGCCUCAACACCAGUACAGCCAAGGUCCGCCCGGAUAUCCAUAUGGCUACCCCACUGGUGUCCCUUCGCAGAUGCCUGCUUCUUCUGGUUCAAUGAAUCCGGCUAUGGUGCCUUCAACGCUCCAACUUCCAGCUAUGUCGUCCGGAGCCCCCGCAUCAUCACUACCAGGUUCGCAGAGCUAUCAAUCUCAGACCUUCGACCACACUGGCCAGGUCGCUCCCCCAGGAAUGAAGCCCCGUGUGACCGCAACAUUGUGGGAAGACGAAGGCAGUCUUUGUUUCCAGGUUGAAGCCAAGGGCGUUUGUGUUGCUCGCCGUGAAGACAAUCACAUGAUCAACGGCACCAAGCUUCUCAACGUCGCGGGAAUGACCCGGGGUCGUCGUGACGGCAUACUGAAAAGCGAGAAGACGCGCCAUGUUGUCAAGAUUGGCCCAAUGCAUCUCAAGGGUGUUUGGAUUCCUUUCGAGCGAGCUCUCGAGUUUGCCAACAAGGAGAAGAUCACCGAGCAGCUGUAUCCUCUGUUUGUCCACGACAUUGGAGCACUGCUUUAUCAUCCCUCGAACCAGACGAGGGCAAGUGUAGGAAGCGCUGCCAUGGCUGCUGUUGGGAACCGGAGACCUGACCAUACGCAGACACAUCAGCGAUACCUGUCCGGACCGGCAGCGUCGCAACCUCCGUCGCUCCAUCAUCACCACUCGAUGAGCAACCCGAUUGGUGCUGCCAUGUCUCAGCCACCGCAUGCUAUCCAGCCGCACCCUUCGUCAGGUCGCCCAGGCAUCGACCGGGCUCACACUUUCCCUACUCCUCCCACAAGCGCCUCAAGCAUCAUGGGUAUGGGCAACCAAGGUAGCUCAUACGAGUGGAACGGCGCCAACGUCCAGAACUCCCAAGGAGGUCAGCCGCUGUCUAUCGACACUGGACUGAGCAACACGCGCUCUGUACCAACCACCCCCGCCAGCACUCCACCCGGCGCUGUGCAGCAGGGUAUGUCCUACGCUUCUGGUCAGAGUUUUGAUGGCUCCAGGCCCUUGUACUCAGGACCACCAUCUCAGCCAGGCCAAUACGCACAGGGCCAGCCCAUGAUGGGAUACCGUCAAGACGGCUCCUACGCAAAGACCGAGAUGGCACCACCAUCGCGCAUCAGCGAUGUGCCGGAUGAAGGCGACGUGAAGCCAGCCGAUGGCAUGAUGCCGCAGGGUAGCGAGCAGGUGGCUCCUCCCCAAGCUGGAAGCGAGGGCGAUCAUGAAAAUGAGUACACCCACGCCAGCGCUCCUUACAGCGGAAACAGAGGCCCAUACGGAUACGCCUCCAACGGUGCACCUGGCGCCAUGCACCCCGACCACGCCCACCUGUCUCCUGAGAUGACGGGAUCGCCCCACCAAAACGGGUCCGGACGAGCCACGCCUCGAUCGGCAGCUACCGGCCAACCUCAAUGGAACUCGGGCUACUCCACGCCGCAACGCCAGGGACCCCCUUCCAGCAACCUUUACAGUGUCAUGAGCGAUCCCCGAGGUGCCCCUAACGGUAACGCAGCUCACGACGCCUACCAGGGUCCCGGCGCUGUCUCGCAGUACUCCAGCCAGGGAUACCCUCCCUCCAACGGAGUGAACAACUCCGGUAAGCGCGGUCGCGACGACGAGGAGCAGGACCCAUACCGCCCUGAUAGCGUUCAAGGCGACGAUAUGGGUGGCCUCAAGAGACGCAAGACUAUGGAGGGCGGUGCAGUUGGUGGAAACUACGCCGACCCCAACCCUGGCAUCCAGCGCGCGCAUACCAUGACGGCCCAGGCUCAGCGUACCAGGCGGUAA
Molecule: messenger RNA, 1815 nt
Organism: Alternaria arbusti
Lineage: Eukaryota; Fungi; Ascomycota; Dothideomycetes; Pleosporales; Pleosporaceae
Exons: 4
Coding region: 1-1815 (604 amino acids)
Biological process (GO): positive regulation of transcription by RNA polymerase II
Cellular component (GO): nucleus
Molecular function (GO): DNA-binding transcription factor activity; sequence-specific DNA binding
Source: RefSeq, a predicted model, not a curated record